GCAGAUUUAUAUACAUGGGAUUCGAUAUUGCCAUGGAACAGCAUAGCUGGUCCCAUGUUGGAUUUAUAUUUUUCUCAAUUUUGUUCAUUGGAAUUGCUAGAGCUGCAAAUGUGUUUUCUUGUGGCUACUUGGUGAAUAUGUUUAGGCCUGUGCAUCGUCAAAUACCACCGAAGCAUCAGAAAGCACUUUGGUACAGUGGACUUCGAGGGGCUAUGGCUUUUGCUCUUGCGCUGCAAUCAGUUCAUGAUCUUCCAGAAGGGCAUGGUCAGACUAUUUUCACUGCCACCACAGCAAUAGUUGUUUUGACGGUCUUGCUGAUAGGAGGAUCAACAGGUACCAUGUUAGAAGCUUUACAAGUUGUCGGUGAUAGUCAUGAUGACUCAUUGAGUGAAAGGUUUGAGGAAAACAAUGGCUAUAUAGCUCCUUCUUAUGAAGACGCAUCAUCAUCUGGGAACAGAUUCAAGAUGAAACUCAAAGAGUUUCACAAAAGCACCACGUCAUUUACAGCACUAGAUAGGAACUACCUCACUCCGUUCUUUACAACUCAAAGUGGCGAGGACGAUGAGCAUGAUGAACUUUUCCACGACUCCAGAAGAGGGAAUUUUUGAAGCCAUGUACUAUAAGGUGGAAAUGGCAUACAUGGAAAAAAUGUUCAACUGGCAAAUGAAGUUGGAGAUGGCGACCAAUUUGCCAUAAAAUGUGGACAUCUAUCUUUGUCUUUAGGAUUAUUCCUUUAUACCAUUGUAAGCACUAUGAUUCAGUAUAGAAACAGUAGGUCAAAAUAGGGUUGAACUCGCUUCACUUUCAAGCAGAACUACCUAGUUUCAGUACAUGGUGUGAACUGCUCAAUACUGGCGAAUGAGAUUUAUUGAGUUGUACAAGUUCAAUUGAAUUCUAUAUCUAUAUGGAUUAAAAUCCUAGUAAUAAUCUAUUAUAUAUCAUUCCUGAUUUUGCUUCAA
Molecule: messenger RNA, 959 nt
Organism: Olea europaea var. sylvestris
Lineage: Eukaryota; Viridiplantae; Streptophyta; Magnoliopsida; Lamiales; Oleaceae
Product: sodium/hydrogen exchanger 5-like
Exons: 8
Coding region: 15-608 (197 amino acids)
Biological process (GO): proton transmembrane transport
Cellular component (GO): endosome; membrane
Molecular function (GO): sodium:proton antiporter activity
Source: RefSeq, a predicted model, not a curated record